AUGCCAAACAGGUUGAGUGUUUGUGAUGCCUCUGGAAGUCCAGCUGGCUGUUACAGGCAGGUUGACCGUUUCCCCUCUGCUGACGACUCCUCUCAAGCUGAGAAGGUGGCAGGAGUGUCGUUUGCUCUGCUCAAGACCUCGGUCAAUGUUUGGGAUGUUUCGGUCUGCCAGGGUUACAUUUCUGACUUCACACGCACCAGGCUGUAUCAUGAGCUCUCCCUAUGUCCUUUUGGUACAGAGGAGGAGUGUCCUUUUUGCUAUUGCAGGGUAAGUAGCACUCCCAUUGUUGUAUUAGAUGGAUUCAGCUCGCAGUGA
This is a messenger RNA of Closterium sp. NIES-65, 315 nucleotides long. The record is from the annotation of a GenBank genome assembly. Lineage: Eukaryota; Viridiplantae; Streptophyta; Zygnematophyceae; Desmidiales; Closteriaceae.